This is a messenger RNA of Emiliania huxleyi CCMP1516, 663 nucleotides long. RefSeq lists its product as hypothetical. The record is from RefSeq and is a predicted model, not a curated record. The coding region runs from base 1 to 663 and encodes 220 amino acids. NCBI's taxonomy places the organism in Eukaryota, Haptophyta, Isochrysidales, Noelaerhabdaceae. The transcript is spliced from 2 exons.
AUGAGGCGGCUGCUCGUGCCGACCGUCCUCAUCGUUGCCGCCGAAUCGCUCACCGAGGCGUCACAGAUCGCCACUGGCCCCGGUGCUGGCACUGGCACGACCGUGGCGGCGCUUGUCGCCUCGCUGGGCGCACUAAUAGCGCUCAACAUUGCGCAAAACGGCGGCACCUCCCAUCCUCCGCCUUCCUGCUCUGAUGCCGCCGGCCUGCUUGCGCUGACGUCCAAGGCGGAUGCCGUGGCGCUGUGGCGGGCCUCGCCCGCUCCCACGAUCGGCGGGUGGAGCGGCGAGUGGGAGGGGAGGCUGCUCCCGCUCGGUGUGCUGGCGCCCGUGUCUGCACUCAUAACGCACAACCUAUUCGGGCCCGCCUCGCGGUGGUCUGGCAAAGCCUUCAGCGCGGACGGCGGCAGCGGGGCCAACCUCUUUGAGCGCGGACCUCCGAGGCGCGCCUUCCGCGCAUCCGUCGCGCCGUCCACGCUCGACGGGAGGCCCGUGCUGAGCCUCGACUACGCCGCGGCGGGGGAGCCGCUGUGGGGCACAGUCCUCGGCAUGCGCGACGAGCUGCGAGAGGUGGCGCCCGGCGUGCUGCUCGGCCUGGGCGGGAUGCGAGCGUCGGGAGGCGUGCGCAACGCUGCGCCGUUUGUCCUUGUGCGCAAGACGGCGUGA